Messenger RNA from Phacochoerus africanus (Common warthog), 2348 nucleotides. It is a transcript of the gene TLX1, whose product is annotated as T cell leukemia homeobox 1. Bases 473 to 1516 code for a protein of 347 amino acids. Gene Ontology annotation, cellular component: nucleus. The transcript is spliced from 3 exons. Gene Ontology annotation, molecular function: RNA polymerase II cis-regulatory region sequence-specific DNA binding; DNA-binding transcription factor activity, RNA polymerase II-specific. The record is from RefSeq and is a predicted model, not a curated record. Gene Ontology annotation, biological process: regulation of transcription by RNA polymerase II; animal organ development. Lineage: Eukaryota; Metazoa; Chordata; Mammalia; Artiodactyla; Suidae.
UUUUCUCUCUCUUUGUGAACUAAUUCUCUGAAGCUCGGUCUCACUCCCUCCGUCCGCCUUUGACUCCUACAUCUGCCUCGGCUCCAGGCUUCCCUCGCCCCUUCUCCGCCCCUCCCCCGCGCUGUCAUUCACCCCGCUCCUCUCCGCGCACAGCCAAUGGAGAGACCCGGCCGAAACGGCUAGGCUAGCUCGCACCGGGCUUUUUCGCCUGGUGAUUGAUGUCCCAGAGUCAACAGCGAGCGAGGAGCCGAAGAGGGGAAGGAGCAACCGGAGAGGGGAGGAAUACGGCGCCCCCUCUCUCCUUCCCCCCCCCCCCCACUUUAGCCCUUCUGCGCACUUCGCCUGGGUCUCCACGCAGCCAGGAGCCGCUGCCGCCUCCGCGCCGCUGCGCGCUGCCCCCGAGUCAAGCAAGCACAGCGAGUGCCGCCGCCCAGGCCCCCCGCCCCUCGCGGGGCCGGGGUCGGGGGCCAGCAUGGAGCACCUGGGUCCGCACCAUCUCCACCCGGGCCACGCGGAGCCCAUCAGCUUUGGCAUCGACCAGAUCCUCAACAGCCCGGACCAGGGCGGCUGCAUGGGGCCCGCUUCGCGCCUCCAGGACGGAGAAUACGGCCUUGGCUGUUUGGUUGGAGGCGCCUACCCUUACGGCGGCGGGGGCCCCGCGGCCGGGGCCGGGGCCGGGGGCGCAGGAGCCUAUGGCGCCGGAGGCCCGAGUGGACCCGGUGGCCCGGCGGGCAGCAGCGGCGGCGGCGGCGCCUGUAGCAUGGGCCCGCUGGCCGGAUCCUACAACAUGAACAUGGCCUUGGCGGGCGGUCCCGGUCCUGGCGGCGGCGGCGGCAGCGGGAGUGGCGGCGGCGGGGGGGCACUGAGCGCUUCGGGUGUGAUCCGGGUGCCCGCGCACAGGCCGCUAGCUGGAGCAGUGGCCCACCCCCAACCUCUGGCUACCGGCUUGCCCACCGUGCCCUCUGUGCCUGCUGUACCGGGGGUCAACAACCUCACUGGCCUCACCUUCCCCUGGAUGGAGAGUAACCGCAGAUACACAAAGGACAGGUUCACAGUGGCCCUCUCACCCUUCACUGUAACACGCCGUAUAGGUCACCCCUAUCAGAAUCGGACGCCCCCCAAGAAGAAGAAACCACGCACGUCCUUCACGCGCCUGCAGAUAUGCGAGCUGGAGAAGCGCUUCCACCGCCAGAAGUACCUGGCCUCGGCCGAGCGCGCCGCCCUGGCCAAGGCGCUCAAAAUGACCGACGCGCAGGUCAAAACCUGGUUCCAGAAUCGGCGGACUAAGUGGAGGCGGCAGACUGCAGAGGAGCGUGAAGCUGAGAGGCAGCAGGCGAACCGCAUCCUCCUGCAGCUGCAGCAAGAAGCCUUCCAGAAGAGCCUGGCGCAGCCGCUGCCUGCCGACCCGCUUUGCGUGCACAAUUCAUCGCUCUUCGCCCUGCAGAACCUGCAGCCCUGGUCUGACGACUCGACCAAGAUCACCAGCGUCACGUCCGUGGCGUCGGCCUGUGAGUGACCUGGGCCCAUCCAAGGGGUCGCCGAGGCCGAGGCCUGAGAGCCUGGACUCUCGCCCACUCUCCCGCCGCAGACUGCACACAGCAGGGGAACGCCCGCUCCUCCGAACCGGCGGUAGCGCUCAGGCCGGCGGCCGGCCGUUCUCUUUUCCAUAGAAAAGAAGAGCGCCCAGGAAAAGGAUCCACGGCCGCCUCCCAGAUGCCUAUGCGGAACUGUGUUCAGAGUCCUCUGUUUGCGUCUAUUUUAUUUUAUUCUGAUUUUCAACAUGGGGCUGAGAGGCAGGAGAGGUGGUGGAAGAAGAGCCUCUGGGGUCCCUAGAUGACAGGAUGGGCUGUCAUUUAAACAUGCCCUGGGGAUAACCCCCCUCUCUGUUUCCCACUCCCUGUCACACACAGAUACCCAUAGGCCUGCACAGAGGUGAUUUUACUGUCCCCCCAGUGUCGCUCCACAGCCACACACAGGGAACCUAUGGCAGGGUGGCACGUGCACACAGGGCCAUAGCCUUCACUCCCUUCACCCUUACUAUCAGGCAUAGUCCAGGGGUGACCCAGAUUCAUUCUGAACAGCAUGGCACUUCUCACAAACACACUGUGACACACCAUCGCACACACAAGAGCCACAACAGCAUCACUUGGCCUGCCAGGCCCCCAUCACACACCCUAGCCAAACCCAGGUACGCACAGGCAGGUUUCCACACAAACUCAGCCUAUUUCUCUAGAUCCUGUUUGGGGGGGGGGUUAAGUUAUGCACUUAUAAGGUGUUUUCUGUGUAACCAUUUUAUAAAGUGCUCGUGUAAUUUAUGUGGAAAAAAAAUAAAACCCUCCAGAUCCAGA